Molecule: messenger RNA, 525 nt
Organism: Dentiscutata erythropus
Lineage: Eukaryota; Fungi; Glomeromycota; Glomeromycetes; Diversisporales; Gigasporaceae
Source: the annotation of a GenBank genome assembly
AUGAAUUCUACUAGCUGGGAUAGAGAUGGUUUCGUCGAUGCUAGGCCUGGAUCAUUAGUAAGAUUAGUUGGUCAAAAAAAUGUAAAAAACCUUGAUUUCUCGGAAUUUACGAAACCAAGACCAAUUGGAAAAGGUGCGACUGCAACUGUAUAUUCAACUACUUCUCGAAGAAAAAACUAUGCUUUAAAAAGUUUAAACAAUAAUCUUGAUAUGGAUAAACGAAAACUUAAACUACUUUCUCAAGAGAUUAUAAAUCUUAAUAAUGCUGCCCAUCCUAAUGUUAUUAAACUUUAUGGAAUUUCAAGAGAACCAAAAACGGGUAAUUUUAUGCUAGUGUUACAAUAUGCCAAUAACGGUUCACUACGUAAUUAUCUACGGAGCAAAUGUAAUGAUGGAAUCUAUACAAUUUCUUGGAAUGAGAUCUGUAGUAUCGCUAAAGGUGUUAUAAAUGGAUUGAUGUAUUUACAUGGGAAAGGGAUUGUUCAUCGGAAUCUUGUUAGUUAUGAAAUUUUUAAUCUUUUAUAA